GUCCGAGAGUCGGAGCCUCCGAAGGAAAAUGGUGAAAUACGCUAGGGACAAUCAGAUGCGGAACGAGAUGGAAGACGCCAUUUUGCGGAAACGGAGGUCUGGCGAGUACAAUCCAGACGAAAAGAAGGAGAAAAAGCUGAGACAAAAGUACGGUUUCCGCUUACCAGACGAAAAAGGGUACAAUGAGUAUUGGCAGCACCGCUUGCUUGGUACGACGCCAUUGUAUUUGCAGAAAAACCUAGUGGAUUACACGAACGUCGGGGAUGCGAAGUUUCAAGCUGCGUACUUCACAGAUUGCGGCAAACCAGUUUCGAAGCGUCAUCAUCCGUACAUUGUCUUCAAGAAGCCAGUCCAGCAAGUGCAUUUGCGUGUUCGAGACCACUACCAUCCAGAAAGAAUACUCUACGAUGCAGAUUUCUUGUUUCAGGAACCCUCGAAAUAUCUGGACGAAACGAUGCCUGCGAUUCGAGGAUGGAAGGGGAGUGGGGGCUCUUUGGGGAUUGAUUUAUGGUGGUGCAAUUGUAGCAAUGGUGGUCGUCACUACAACUACUUAGGUCAUUUACUUAUCAUUGAUAAUAUUCUUUUUCAAGCUCGCUCCACACCCGCAGCAGGCGGGUUUUCUCAAAUACAAAUGAUUUCAAACAUUUAUACGAAUGUUCUCCUAUAGUUGGUGAUGCAUCUUUUGUAUCCUCUCUUCAUAUCCCAACCUUCUGGCAGACAGCGGUGCACCAGCUUUCGCAACCGAGAAAUCAGCAAAGGCGGCAAAGGCAGUCAAACUGA
Amoebophrya sp. A25 is the source of this 780-nucleotide messenger RNA. Lineage: Eukaryota; Dinophyceae; Syndiniales; Amoebophryaceae. The record is from the annotation of a GenBank genome assembly.